CUUUCAUAAAGUGAGGGGGAUUGACGUGCUUUAAAUGGAUAGAAGGGUGUAACAGGUAGGAGCUGCUCUCUGCCAGUGUUGCUUUUGAGGAAGUGCUGGCGCUUCCUUCAGAAUCAAGGAGGAGAGGGCGUUUGUUAACUGGAGCUGGAGCCGCUUCCAUUCAGCUGGGAGUACCAGAAGGAUGUAUACAUUACUGUCAGGCCUGUGGAAGUACAUGUUUCAGAAGGAUGAAUACUGUAUACUAAUCCUGGGAUUGGACAAUGCAGGCAAAACAACCUUCCUGGAGCAGACAAAAACUAAAUUUAGCAGAAACUACAAAGGAAUGAAUUUAUCAAAGAUAACUACGACAGUUGGCUUAAACAUUGGCACCAUUGAUGUUGGUUCAGCGCGUCUUAUGUUCUGGGAUCUAGGAGGACAAGAAGAACUCCAGUCAUUAUGGGAUAAGUAUUAUGCAGAAUCCCAUGGUGUAAUAUAUGUAAUUGAUUCAACUGAUGAAGAGCGAUUGUCUGAAUCAAAAAUAGCUUUUGAGAAAAUGAUCACAAGUGAAGUACUUGAAGGAGUUCCACUGUUGGUCUUGGCUAACAAACAAGACAUUGAGACCUGCCUCUCAGUUGGAGACAUAAAAACAGCUUUUAGUGAUUGUGCUCCAAAAAUAGGGAAGAGAGACUGCUUGGUGCAACCAUGUUCAGCACUUACUGGGCAAGGCGUAAAUGACGGCAUUGAAUGGAUGGUUAAAUGUGUGAUUAGGAAUAUUCACAGGCCACCAAGGCAAAAGGAUAUCACAUAAAGCACUCCUCCAAAAUGUCAGACGAGGCAUGAAGUCUCCUGUUGGUUUAGAAUGCCAAAUAGAAAUUGAGCCAGUUCUAUGGAUCUCCAACUUUUACAAGCAACACCACACAUGAAAAUAGACUGUGUCAUCCCCAUUGAUCUUUUCUUUAAAGUUUAUUUCUCACUUCACCCACACCUCUCUUUCAUUUUGUGGAGAUCUGUAUCUUCUUUACAUUGUAUUGUUUUGUACCCAUUAGAAGAUCAUUGGAACAACCCUCUAGUUUUUUUUCCUUAAGUGCAAAAGAAAGCUUCCUGAAGACUGAGUUUAAUGAGUGAUGGAAAAGUGCAGAUAGAAAAGAUUCAGGUUUCAUGUCAUAUUUGGAAAUGCAAGAGAUUGCAGGUGCUGGAAUCUGAAGCAAAAACCAAAUUGCUGGAGGAACUCAGCAGGUCAGGCAGCAUCUGUGGAGGGAAAUGGACAGUUGAUAUUUUGGGUUUCGACCCUUCAUCUGGAAGGUGAAGGGUCUUGACCCAAAAAUGUCAGCUGUCCAUUUCCCUUCAUAGAUGCUGCCUGACCUGCUGAGUUCCUCCAGCAGUUUUUUUUAAAUGUUAUUUAUUUACUUAGCUAAUCAUAGUUGGAGUGCUGUUAGGAGCACAGAAACUAAUUCCAGCACCCUUGGUCAAGAUUCAGACACCCAACUGCUAUUCAGUAAUCCCUUCUCGAAGCACACGGAUCAAUGUGGGAUGUGGAUAUAACUGGACUUCUACAAUCAACCCAUAAGUCUUACUAAGGGUUAUUCAUGAAUAAAGGUUGUCUGGCUAGCUACAAAAUACAUUUAUCACCUGUCCAACAAUAGUUCAUUAGGUAAGUGGGGGGAAGAGUAGAAGAGGGCAAAUAAUGGUUUACACAAGACUAGUCCUUGAUAUUUUGGGUUAUUACAUGAGGUAAAGUAAUCUGAUAUGUAAUUUUAUACAAUUUUGUUUUGGGUAUUUAGUUCAACUUGGAAACAAAGAGGUAUAUUGCUUAACCUAUGAUGAAACUUUUUGAGGAAAGACAUUAGAUUGUCUACUGAAUAACUUUAAUAGGACUGCUGUUAACCGAUGCAGGGUACAUGACAUGAGAUUGCAACAGGAUAGUCAUGAUAUUUAAAAUGAGAGUUGAGGAAAAGCCUGGAAACUUUAUUUCUCUGAGCACCACAUCUUGCCAGUUUGGGAACCACUGAACUAGGUGAAAACCAGAAAUGCAAUGUGCACUUUUAUCUAUAUAUUUUUUUGCUGUCAUCAUCAUUUGAAACAUUGGAGCUAACACUUAUUCUCUUUUGUGUCUAUUAAGUAUUGUUGCAAAUCUGCUGUUUGUAGCUAGUCCUCGCAAAGGGCACUUUUUUAUUUUGGCUCGGGACAAAGAUUGAGGCUAAAUAUCUGAACAACAUUAAUACUUUCCUGAGUUUUAAUAUUAACUAUACAAAUUUUUAUUUUUGGAGUUGUUAUCCAAAAAUAUCGGACAGUAAUUGACUGCCAAAAUGAGGUUCCAAUUAUUCUCCUCUAUCUUUUGUAAUGGCUUAUUCAAAUUUAAAAAGUAUCGUGAUCUAUAAUGUAAUGCAUUCCAUUUUGUAUUUAACAAAUAAAAGUGUUCCCUGGUUUAA
This is a messenger RNA of Pristis pectinata (smalltooth sawfish), 2408 nucleotides long. RefSeq names its product ADP-ribosylation factor related protein 1 (gene arfrp1). The record is from RefSeq and is a predicted model, not a curated record. The transcript has 8 exons. The coding region runs from base 182 to 787 and encodes 201 amino acids. Gene Ontology annotation, molecular function: GTPase activity; GTP binding. Gene Ontology annotation, cellular component: Golgi apparatus. Gene Ontology annotation, biological process: protein localization to organelle; intracellular protein transport; Golgi to plasma membrane protein transport. Lineage: Eukaryota; Metazoa; Chordata; Chondrichthyes; Rhinopristiformes; Pristidae.